Lytechinus pictus (painted urchin) is the source of this 5060-nucleotide messenger RNA. Its product is annotated as leucine-rich repeat protein SHOC-2-like. Bases 849 to 2489 code for a protein of 546 amino acids. The record is from RefSeq and is a predicted model, not a curated record. The transcript has 16 exons. Lineage: Eukaryota; Metazoa; Echinodermata; Echinoidea; Temnopleuroida; Toxopneustidae. Gene Ontology annotation, molecular function: protein binding.
AAUGUCAUUAAAGCUGUAGUAUUGAAGAACAUCGGCCGUAUUCACAUUUACAGGAAUUGCUGAAGAGUUUUUUGACAGACCAAGAAGCAGUUCCUAUUGUUGAGAUGCGUAGCAGAGGCCAGAAGACACCGCAAAAUUUUGAAUGAAACUGGUAUGAAUGGUUCCAUAGCAAGUACAAAUGUGGAUCUACAUUAUCAAAGCAAACAAAGUUCACCAAAUUGAUAACCAUGGCUUCAUCUUAGAGUUGGUUAGUUGACUCGGUUCUGAUAUCCAGAUAUUAUAACACUCAUCUUGCGGUGUUGAUAGAGUUCGGCCACAAAAGAGACUUCAGUCAAACUACAUUGUUGAACAUGUUAGUAUGAACACUAUUCCAAGAACAAGUGCAAUAUCAACAAAUUGGUUAGCCAAGUGUCGGGGAAGCACUGCAGAGGUGUCCAGGACCGGGUCGUAUUGAAUGCAUGCAUUGUAUGAUGUUUGCCUUGCAAUGCCUGGACAUUGAGAAGGUUAAGGUUCAAGCCAUGAUGAACUGAUUAUCAUCUUACAUUGAUUUGACUUUUCACACUGUCAUUGUUUGAGGGUACACUGAGGAAAUUACAUGUUCAAGAUGCUUGGGCAACAAAGCUUCAUUAUAGAACCAUAAUAACAGACAGACAGAACAUCAUCUUGUUUCAACUGAGUGACCCCCUGUGAAACCCCAACACUUAAAGGAGGAUGAGACAAUACAUAAACUCUGUCUUUGUCAUGCUGUCCAUGUGUAAAUCCUAAGCUACAGCUCACUGAGGACGUUAGUACUUUUGGUGGCAGCGGUGGGAUAAUUGGAUUUGAAGGCCACGCACUGGGACGCUGGCAUGGAUGCCAAGGGGAAAGGCAAAGGGGUGGACAAGUCCUCAGCAACCCCAGAGAAUGUCAAGAAGCAGGUGAUGGUGAGGGUUCCUGGAGACCAGGUCAAGAGGCCAGGGCCAGGCAAGAAGAAGACCAGGAAUACUCAUUCUGAGGCGGAUCUGAGCAAGGAGUUUGCAAAAUGCAAGGAGCAAGGGGACAGAAGACUUGAUCUUAGCAAACUAUCGAUCGCCAUUCUCCCGAGUUCGUUGAAAGAUCUCACUCAGCUUGUGGAACUGUAUCUCUAUGGGAACAGACUCGUUUGCUUACCUGCGGAGAUAGGUUGCCUUUGCAACCUGGAGAGAUUGGCGCUGAACGAGAACUCACUGACGACAUUACCAGAAGAAUUGGAGAAGUUGAGCUCCCUGAAAGUCCUGGAUCUGAGGCACAAUAAACUUAAAGAGAUUCCUGUUGUGGUGUAUAAGCUUCUUUCGCUAACCACAUUAUUCCUCCGCUUCAAUCGUAUCACCCAAGUUGAUGAAGACAUCCAUAACUUAACGAAGCUAACGAUGUUGAGCCUGCGGGAGAACAAGAUCAAAGCAUUGCCGAGAGGAAUAGGAAAGCUUACACUUCUGACAACGUUUGACGUCUCUCACAAUCACCUGGAACAUCUUCCAGAAGAAAUCGGGAACUGUACUCUGCUAUCCUCACUGGACCUACAGCACAAUGAGCUCCUGGACCUCCCUGAGUCUAUUGGUAACCUCAACUGUUUGAGUCGCCUUGGCCUGAGGUAUAACCGACUUACCGCCAUCCCAAAGAGUCUCAGCAACUGUGUCAAUCUUGAGGAAUUCAACGUCGAAGGCAACAACAUUGGUAUCCUACCAGAAGGACUUCUUUGCUCAUUAAACAAACUGACAAGCAUAUGCCUGUCAAGGAAUAACUUCACUGCAUACCCAGUAGGAGGACCACAGCAAUUUGCUACAGUCGAUACGAUCAAUAUGGAUCACAAUCAGAUCAACAAGAUUCCUUUUGGGAUUUUCAGUCGAUCAAAGUACCUGACCAAACUCAACAUGAAGGACAACCAGUUGACUGCUCUUCCACUAGAUGUUAACAGUUGGACGAGUAUGGUAGAGCUGAAUCUUGGCACAAAUCAGAUCAGCAAGCUGCCAGAAGAUAUUGAACACCUUACAUCAUUAGAGGUUCUUAUCCUUAGUAAUAAUCUUCUCAGGAGACUUCCAAGCAGGAUUGGGAACCUGAGUAGAUUGAGAGAAUUAGAUCUUGAGGAGAACAAAUUAGAAGCUUUGCCCUCUGAAAUAGCUUACCUGAAAGAGCUUCAGAAACUAUCUGUGCAGACGAAUCAACUUACGCAACUCCCAAGAUCCAUAGGGCGACUCACAAAUCUGAUCUACUUGAAGGCUGGCGAAAACAAUUUGUCGUCAUUACCUGAGGAAAUAGGCUCGCUGGAACAACUUCAACAACUCUACAUUAAUGACAAUCACAAUCUUAAUCAUCUCCCAUUUGAGCUGGCGUUAUGUUCAUCACUACAGAUAAUGAGUAUAGAGAAUUGCCCUCUCUCACAGAUACCGCCAGAGGUGGUAGCAGGCGGGCCGUCUCUCGUUAUACAGUACCUGCGAUACCAGGGCCCCUAUCGUCACAUGGUGUCACUCUGAUUUCAAUGGAGACGCACCUUGGAUAUUAUGCAAACAGUACCGUGUAAACACUCCCCAGACAACAUUUAAGACUUGUGGUAAUUUAUGUGUAUAUUCCAUUGAGAAACGCUGGCUGUGUUAACGCUGGGAACUAUAAUCGAACUGCAAACGUCAGUGUUUUUAUUCUAUGUGGACAGCAGGAGGACUGCGAGAGGGUUGCGAGGUGGAGAUACUGUGAAGACAUUCCACUGCACGCUCUGUUAUGUUAAUACAACUCCCGUGAUGCAGCGCUGUGUUCAGACUGAUUGAAAGUGAAUACAACGACCCUCCAUUCAUUACAGUAAUGAGUGAAACAUGUAUGACAUGUAUGAACACAUAGCAGGAUACCAAUGAGGAUUUGGAUUCACCAUGAAUAUAUGUUGUACAAGACGAUUUAUUCCUGCAAGGGUGGCGAGCUGUGUUCAGACGUAUCAGAAAUAAAUGGUCUGAUUCUCCAAUCGUUCUGGUAACAAACAUUAUGCCAUAUAAAAACUCAAAAAGAUCUUAGCAGAGGAAGGAAUGAUUAUAACCAUGUAUCUGUGCACUGCAAGCGAUUAGAAUUCUACAAUAUAUUUGUGUUCUUCUUUUUUUCCAUUCGUGUGAACGCAUCUUUGCAAUGGCUUCGUUUCAUCAGAGAAUACAUUAACCCAACAGGAUUUGUGCUUCAGCAAUAAAGAACAUUAUCGGAAGCUUUCGCAUUUGGAUGAAAAUAAUACGCUGUGAGCCUUCACGAGUUGGUCAGUUCCAUCUUCAGAAGAUUUCUAUACCACUGAGAAAGGAAAUGCACCAGGCUCUUCAGUGAUCUAUUGCAGGGGCCCGUUGCAGAAAGAGUUGCAAUCAAUCGCAACUCUAAAAAUCAUGUGCAACUUAAUUUUCAACCAAUCAACAGCACGAAUUUGGGACUUGCGAUCGAUUUUUCAACUUGCGUUUAAAUGCAACUCUUUCUGCAACGGGCCCCAGGCCUGCCAACUACUCAUUUUUUUCCAGGAGUUACCCCGUUUUUUUAGAUUUUUUUUAUCAACCAAAAAGAGGAGCACUCCAUUUUUCCAUAUAUUUACUUGUGUGAUGGGGUAUACUGUAUGGAUGUGUGUAUGGGUGUAAGAGUAAUAUCGUUUUUCAACCCUUGUAAUUUCUCAAUGUUUAACUAUAAGAAUGCUAAACAUGUCUUAAAGUAAAAAGAAGUGAGGGAGACGCAUCUGACAUCGAGCGGAAAAAUUCGCGCCACGCGACAUUUUCAAAUGUUGGCAGACCUGCUAUUGGGUUUAUAUUCAAUUGCUUUACAUGCAGUUGAUCUAUUUCUCAGAUAGUCUUAAUAAGCCAGUUCGUAGUUCCUUUCUGCGCAUGAUCAAAAGAUUCUACGCAUGAUCAGAGGAAGGUCAUUUGUACUAAAGUGACAUGGUGGUUUAAAAUCUAAUGAGAUAAGCACCAACUUUGAUGUCUUGAUUAUUCAUAUAUUCUUUUGAAUUGUGGUUUUCAUUUACAUCCACAAAAAACAACGAUGCGUCCACGAACGACUGGUAUUUCACAAAGUUGUCCAUGAAUUAACUACGAACUGGUCUAUUGCUUUACAUGCAGUUGAUCUAUUUCUCAGAUAGUCUUAAUACUAGAAGGGCUUAACUCUUUUGGGCCCCACCUUACAAAGAGUUACGAUUGAUCUGAUCACUUGCAACUAUGGACGGCCAGCAACGUCAACAUAUAAUAUUCAUGUUUGUUCAAAUAUUUUCUAACUAUAAUGUAUAUUCAUGCAUUCAUUUUCUUGAAAAUUCACUGUGCUCUUAGUUUACAAAGGACAUUGUGCAAAUUUCCUAUAGAAAAAAUUAUGACAAUGAUGGAUUUCCAUAGAGUUACAAUCGAUUUGAUCAAUCGUAACUCUUUGUAAGACAGGUCCUUGGUCUACUAUCAAUGUAGUCUAUUUGCUGUUCGGUCUACACUCCAGUUAGUCUGAUAUCAACCCAAGUCUAAUUGCUACUGAGUCUAAUGCCCCAGUCUAUCUAAUUUCCACUUUAUGGUACGUUUGCUUGGUUAAAUGGGUCAUUUUAGAGGGCUGGGUCCAUUGUUGUGACAUACUCAGUAUUGGACCAUGAGGAAAGAGACCUUACGGCAAGUAGUCAAUUUACCAUUCAUUCACCAUUACUGUGCAAGAUGUAACCGCUCCUUAAAUAUUCUGUUGUCAAUGGUAUUAUGUAAAUGCAUUAGAAGCAUUAUAAAUUAUUUAUCCUGCAGUCUGCUGUACUUGACCUCAGCUUCAAUAUCCUUUCAGUAAACAAUGUCGUGCUGCACAAUAUGAUGCACAAAAUAUUGUUAAUUUAAAGCUUCAGUGAAAAAAACAAAGAAUAAUUGACCGCUUGUUUUAUCACUUCUGACGAUAUCAUGAACAAAAAUUUAGGUUUCAGGAUGUGUGACAUGUCACCCAUAAAACCACAAAUAAAUCGCCAAGGAAUGUUCUCCGGAAAUAUGCAAAAAAUUAAGUAAGAAUUUGAACAUGUGCUUAUAUGAAAGAGUAAUGCUUGUUAAUGCUGUCCAAAUAGAGUUGUUGUGUUAAAUGGCAGACAA